AUGGUGCUGCACCGGGCCAUCCAGGUGGCCCGAGACGGGGACCUACCGGCCCUCAGGGAGCUGGCGGCCGCCGCAGAACUGGGCCCCGACAUCGCCGACGCCCAGGGGGCCACGCCCGUCCACCACGCCGCCCGCUGCGGCCGCCUGGACUGCCUGCGCUUUCUGGUCGCCGAGGCGGGGCUCCCCGGCAACGCGGCGGCCCGGAACUGGGCGACCCCGGCCCACGACGCCGCCGCCAUAGGGCACACCAGGGAGCUCCAGUGGCUGGUGGAACACGGGGGCUGUAGUGUUAAGGACCGGGACAACACGGGGGCCACUGCGCUCCAUCUGGCGGCUCGCUUCGGCUGCGUGGAGGCGCUUCAGUGGCUGCUGUCCGUCGGGGGCGGGGCCGAGGAGGAGACGGACUGCGGGGCGCUGCCUGCCCACUAUGCCACAGCGAAGGGUGACCUCACCUGCCUAAAGCUGCUGAUUCAGGAGGCCCCUGGGUGUGUGAAUCGGCAGACGAGUACAGGUGCCACCCUGCUCUACCUGGCCUGCCAGGAAGGCCACCUGCAUGUGGUGGUGUACCUGGUGAAGGACUGCCGGGCGGACGUCCACCUGACGGCCCACGACGGAAUGAACGGCCUGCACGCGGCUGCACACAGGGGCCACCACGACCUGGUCGUCUGGCUGGCCUCCUUCACAGACAUGAGUCUGUCAUGCCAGGACUACGAGGGGGUGACCGCACUGCAUUUCGCUGCCAGCGGAGGGCACUACCGCAUCCUGGAGCGGUUGCUGCUCUUGGGGACAAAGGUCAUUAAGGACGACUGGGGUGGCACUCCGCUUCACGAUGCCGCAGAAAACGGGGAACUCGAGUGUUGCCGAAUUCUGCUGAGAAAUGAGGUGAAUCCUACCACGCGUGACAGAGAUGGAUUCACAGCGGCAGACCUAGCUGAAUACAAUGGGCACUAUGACUGUUCCAACUACAUUCGGGCUGUGGAACAAUGCCCCUCUACAGCAGAUAGGUCCCUUGCAGAGACCGACACUGACGAAGGAAAGCAGAGAGAGUCAUCCUGGCAACCUAGUUCCACCGACUACUACCGUCGCUUGACUGAGCCUUGCACCGAGUCCUGCAGCAGCAUCAGUGGGAAGGCAGUGACUGAAGCAGUGCCCCUGCUAAGCGACCCCCCUAAGAAUUCAACUGUCAGCGCUGUCAUGGCCUCCUCUAGUGGGAAUAACAAAGCUUUGCAUUCUGUGAAGUUGACCAAGAUUGCUGGGGGCGAGAAAAACCUCUUCAGUGAAAUUAAGUCCUUUAAGUCUUUGAAACAAGCAGGGAUCACAGCAGUCUUCACUGGGAAAAAUAAAGCAGACAAGAUGGUGGUGCUGCCCACUGAGGAGGCAAACCUUUCUGAUAUUGAUUACUUGGUGCCCACCCAAGAUGAGAAGGGCCGGCCCAUAGCAGAGUGGAAACGGCAGGUCAUGGUGCGCCAGCUGCAAGCUCGGUUACAGGACGAAGAGAACCAGAGGAGAAAGGACAAUGGGAAGAUGGACAGUUGGAGAUACUCCCAUAUUCACAAUGCCAUCCUUGGUCCUUUGGGGGAGCUUUUGACAGAGAAUGAUCUCAUCCAUCUGGAGAAACAAAUUGAAAACGUAUCCAUGCAGAAGCAGUCUGAAGGCUACGAGAUGGAAUUAGCCCGACUUGCUGAAGAACUGAGGACCAUCCUCCCAGCUCCCAUUGUCAAUAUCAGUGCCAACACACAGUUCAGGAAGCCCAGCACAGAUGGCCAAGCCCCUCUACCAGUGUGGUGUAAUCGCAUCUCUGGAAUUGUGAAGAGCAUGUCCCUGCUCAUGGCUAACCUGUCCGACCAUCCCUACUGUAAAAUGCCCAACACUGAACUCGUGUCCGUCUUCUCCCAGGUGCCGGAAAGGCAGAAUUCCUCUAGAGGAAGAAGAGAGAAAAUCGAAAACGAGAUUCAGCAAUUCGGGGUUUCGGUCCGAAAUUUGAAGUCAAACUUUGAGAGUCAGAAUUCGUUCUCGUCAGACGAAGCCGGCGACGCCUCGCUCGUGUCAUACGUGCAGGAGGACCCUGCUGAGGACAGGACGGCGGCGACCCCCGGAGCCGUCGACGACAGUGACCCGCGUAUAGACUGCGACGAGGCUACUCCCAACGUCAUGGAAACCACCAGCUUGCGCAAAGAGCGCAUCGUCGUCUUAUUCUUGGGUCACUGGAAGAAAACCGCCUAUGCUUUGACCGUCAAAGUCAAGGAUGCUGAAAGGAAACAGAGUUUGGACGGGCAGGAAACGGCUGAGAACCCCAGUAGCAGCGAGGCCACGCAGGCCCGGUCCAAGACGACUAUGAAGAAUGGCUCCUUGAGCCACUUCUUCAAGCAGAGAAGCGCCGUCGACAGAAUGAUGGGGAACUGGAGGAACAUGAUCUCCAGCGUGCCCUCUCGGCAGAUCCGCCGCCUGCAUCGGCAGCAAGUCACGUACUCUCCAGAGCAGUUCUUACCUCGUGUGGACGGAGCGACCGUAGACUACGACAGCCUGACCCUCGACCUCUUCAUGCUGGGCUACUUCCACAUCCUGGAGCUCGACCUGUCACCGGACGAAAGGAAGAUGCGCCACCUCCUGUGCUUCGAGGUUUUUGACCACGUGGGCCGCUUCACCUGGGAAACAGUCCGGGAUUUCCACAAAGCCGUCCUCCAGAACAUUGAGGCGGGGAACAGGGAAUGGACAGACGGCUUUGAGGACAUCAAACUGAAGUUCUUUGGGAACAGCCAGGCCCAACCUCUGCCAGAGCCUUCUCCACUGGAGAUAAGACAAGUACCCAAGGUUAUUGUUCAGACUCCUACCCCUGAUGAACAGUUGCAGAGUGGGGUAGACAUCUCCAGCUUCAGCAAUGAAGAAAUUUGCAGAUACAUUGAUCGUAGUUUUUCUUUCUGGAAAGAGAAAGAGGCAGAAAUUUUUGAUUUUGAAUAG
Molecule: messenger RNA, 2958 nt
Organism: Conger conger (European conger)
Lineage: Eukaryota; Metazoa; Chordata; Actinopteri; Anguilliformes; Congridae
Gene: espnla
Product: espin like a
Exons: 10
Coding region: 1-2958 (985 amino acids)
Biological process (GO): actin filament bundle assembly
Cellular component (GO): cytoplasm
Molecular function (GO): actin filament binding
Source: RefSeq, a predicted model, not a curated record